Molecule: messenger RNA, 702 nt
Organism: Olea europaea var. sylvestris
Lineage: Eukaryota; Viridiplantae; Streptophyta; Magnoliopsida; Lamiales; Oleaceae
Product: protein FAR1-RELATED SEQUENCE 5-like
Exons: 2
Coding region: 1-702 (233 amino acids)
Biological process (GO): regulation of DNA-templated transcription
Molecular function (GO): zinc ion binding
Source: RefSeq, a predicted model, not a curated record
AUGCUAGACGUGUUAGUCUACGACCCAUUAAGCUGUGAAGAAUUUGAGGAAGGCUGGUUGAAUAUGCUUGAUCAGUUUGAAUUGCGAGAUCAUGAUUGGUUGAGUGGACUCUAUGAAGAGAGAAGUCGUUGGGUACCAUGCUUCCUAAACACUAAAUUUUGGGCAGACUUCUUUGAAGCUUUUUGUAGAGCAAUAGCGUUGAGAAGUAAAGUGGAGAAAGAAUUUCAGGCUGAUUUCAGAUCAUUUUUGCAAAUGAUUCCAUGUGUCACUAAGUACGAUAUGGAGAAACAAUUUCAAGAUCUGUACAUUAUCACGAAAUUUAGAGAGUUCCAACAAGAGUUCACGGGAAAGGUCUACUGUGAUGUCUUAUCUGCGACAGACUAUCCCGAGGGAACUAAGUAUGAAAUACGUGAGAAUAUCAUUCUUAGUGGAGGAAUGAAGAAAAGAAUAUUUAUAGUGAAAUUCCUUAGAGACAGUUCUGAGGUUGAGUGCAAUUGUCAUUUGUUUGAGUUUCAAGGUAUCAUUUGCAAACACUCAAUAUCAGUUUUAAUUUGGAAUGACAUACGGCUUCCUGAGAAAUAUGUCCUGCGAAGAUGGAGGCGAGAUGUUAGUCAACCAUAUAUGCGGGUCCCAGUGACAUACGAUAGUUUGGUUUGUACAGCUGACCAAUUAAGGACGAGAGGUUGUGUCUCGCUUUUAUGA